UUUUCGCCAACCUCUCGGAGAAUGUAGGGGCAGUCUAGCUCCAGUCACGUCAGCAGGAAGCACCCCCGACGGACCCCGGCCGCGCGCUUCCCCCAGCCGCCCAAGAUAGCGAUAGGAAUAGUCAUGACAGAGAGCUCCCCGAAGAUUGGGAAAAUAUUCAUCGGCGGCUUGUCGUACGAGACGACCGACGAUAAGCUGCGGGCAUACUUUGGUGCAUACGGCGCCGUCACGGACGCGGUCGUGAUGAAGGACCCGAUCUCGCGGCGCUCGCGCGGCUUUGGCUUUAUCACGUACGCCGACCCCGCCUGCGUGGAUCGCGCAUUAGCCCAGCCCAACCACGUGCUCGACAACCGCCGGGUCGAGGCGAAGCGGGCCGUGCCACGCGCCGAGAGCAGCCGCGACACAAGUAGUAUCUCCACUAGGGGGAAUGUUAGUGCAGGAUCCAGCGUCAGCUCCGCGAGUGCGGUCGGCGCCACAAAAAAGAUCUUUGUCGGUGGCCUCCACUACGAGACCAAGGACGCCGAGUUCAAGACGUACUUUCAGCAGUUUGGCAAGGUCGUCUCGGCCGAAGUCAUGUUCAACCGCGAGACCAACAAGUCGCGUGGCUUUGGCUUUGUCAUUUUCGAGACGGAAGCCAGCGUCGAACUCGUGCUGCAAGACAAGACACACGUCAUUGACGGCAAGUCGGUCGAAGUCAAGCGCGCCGUGCCACGCACCGACGCCCCGCCCACGACGACAAGCAGCGUCCGGUCCAUCUCGAACCGCGGUGGCUCGUUUAGCGGCCAGUCGAGCGACCACGAACUCCUCAGUCCGCGCUCGACGCCGACGUCCCCGAUGACCAAGUCGUCCAGUAGCCACCACCACCUCGUUAGCUCUAGUUUUAGUCCCCUCGACCCCGGCAUGAGCGGGUACGCCGCGGCCGUGCGAUAUGGCGGCGGCCGGUCGACCCCCAACCAAAGUAGUAUGUUGGACCACAGCCUCGUGGACCGUCUCGACAGCAUGUCCCUCGACGGCAAGGACCCGACGCUCGACGACGACGAGAAUGUGCCCAACGGCUCGAUGCUGCACGGCUGGACGAGUCAAAAGUACAGCAGUAUGCCGCCGCCGCAGUACGAGUACCACGGCCACCCGCACCAUCCGCACCACCACCAGCAACCUCAUCACCACCCGUCGCACAUGCCCCGCGGCUACCCGCCCAACCAGCCGCCCCACUGGCAGCCGCAGUGGCGCCACUGGCAGGACGCGCCGCCGACGCCCGACCAGGUCGGGCCCCACGCCGACCAAGUGCCGCCGUCCAACCUCUUUGGCAUGUUUGCGUCGGCCGACUCGGCGACGCACGCCUCGUGGGACCCGCCGGCGCCCUACAACGAGAGCGGAAGCAGCAGCAGCUUUGGCUUUAGCAACAGCUUUCGCCCAGCGACCGCCUUUGGCAUGGACGUGGGCCUGCACAGCGCCGAGUUUCAAGACCACAGCGACGACCUCGACGGGCCGUUCAGCCGCCGCUUUGGCGGCAUGGGCGAGAAGAAGAAGGCGUACCAGCCGCCCCGCCACGACGAGUACCCGCCGGCCGCCAAUUACAGAUAAGAAGUGAGAUGCGACGAAGUAGUCGUCGUCGCCCAGUAGAAGCAGGAAGCGUGUAUAAGCCACCAUAAUAGCAGCCUCGAUUAGCUAGGAUCACAA
Saprolegnia diclina VS20 is the source of this 1680-nucleotide messenger RNA. RefSeq lists its product as hypothetical. NCBI's taxonomy places the organism in Eukaryota, Oomycota, Saprolegniomycetes, Saprolegniales, Saprolegniaceae. Bases 124 to 1584 code for a protein of 486 amino acids. The transcript is spliced from 6 exons. Gene Ontology annotation, cellular component: cytoplasm. The record is from RefSeq and is a predicted model, not a curated record. Gene Ontology annotation, molecular function: RNA binding.